Molecule: messenger RNA, 3074 nt
Organism: Helianthus annuus (common sunflower)
Lineage: Eukaryota; Viridiplantae; Streptophyta; Magnoliopsida; Asterales; Asteraceae
Product: ubiquitin carboxyl-terminal hydrolase 15
Exons: 14
Coding region: 290-2917 (875 amino acids)
Biological process (GO): protein deubiquitination
Cellular component (GO): cytosol; nucleus
Molecular function (GO): cysteine-type endopeptidase activity; cysteine-type deubiquitinase activity
Source: RefSeq, a predicted model, not a curated record
UAAACAAAUUUUGUAUUUAUUCCCUCAAAACACACACACACACAUAGAGAGAGAGAAAAACAGAAAGAGAGGAUAGUAAAUUAUUAUUAUUAAUUAUAGUUACAAAAUUUGUAUGUAUUCACUCUAAACUUGAGGGAAAAAAAAGAAUCUUUUUUUUUUUUUUUCAGAUUUUCUUGUUCUUCAGCAAAAUAGGGACUUUAUUUGUUAUGGGAAUUUUGAGAAAACCCGAUUGGUGAUUCGACGAAAAUAGUUUGCGGUGAAAACUGGUCAUGAGUAUGCUGGUGGGGACAUGCUCCAUACAAAGGAAACCGAUUUACCUGGUCUAUUUUUAGUGUUUGUUGUGUUGCCGAUUAUCGCCUACAUUUUGUUGGGAAAAUGGAGUGAGGUGGCGAAAAAGAAAGAUAAAAUUAGGGUUCUUGCUCAGAUUGCUGCACAAGAAUCGUUUAGGGCUGAGGCCAUGCUUGCUGCUGUUGUUGAUGUACCUGUUGUAUCGGUAUCGAAGGUCGUCAAUGGUUUUCAUGAGUGUGCUAAUUGCUUUAGUCCCGCCACUACGCGUUGCUCACGCUGCAAAACUGUGCGAUAUUGUUCUGGCAAGUGUCAAAUACUUCAUUGGAGGCAAGUUCAUAAACACGAGUGCCAACGAUUAGAGGUCAACAGUAGUUGUUCGUCUCCUAAAUCCGCAUCAAAUGAAGAAUUAUUAUCUGUUCAUGAACAAGUAUCGAUACAUGAAAACUCGAAUUCUCACUGCUCUGAAUCCAAUAUUGGGCAUGAAAUAUCUGCUUCAGAUGAUCCACCCGAAUCAUCUUCCGGGCCCCUUUCCGAAUUAAAAUCUUCAGAUAAACGAAAUCGUUGCAAAACUAAUAGGGAAGUUUCAACCCGAGAAGAUACCGACGCAGUAGAUUCAUUCCUGGACACGUGUUCUACUUCGUAUGAUAAUACAACGUUUAAGGAAACUUAUAUCAGACAUAAGUCCAAGCGGAGUCAUUCGAAGGAAGUUAUUCCAGAAAGAAACAAUGCUGAUAUUGUUGGUUCGAAACACGAGGAUCUAAAGUCAAACGGUCAACAUGACUCAGUAUCACCGGCUCAAAACAGUGCAAAAGCGUUAGAUAUGGAAACUGAGAGAUGCCCACCAAAGAAGAGUUCACGAUCGUAUUCUUCUGGGAGCAAAUCACAGAAAUUAGGAAAGUCAACGGUGGAAUUCUCGAAAGAUCAAAUGUGUUCAAGAACGGAAAAUACAGGCCAAAUUGAUGAUGAGUUGGAUGCUUUGCAAACGAGUGAUGUGAAAGGCAGUGGCGGUAUUAGCAAGGGUUUUAUGAAGAUGAUUGGUCUAAAGAAGUCAACGAAGCAUGGCAGAGUGGAAACUUCGGAAGUCAACGGUGACAAGCAUAAGAAAAUAAAAAUGCUAUUUCCGUAUGACGAGUUUUUGAAGUACUUCGGGUAUGAAGCUUUUGACUUCUCUCCAAGGGGACUUGUGAAUUGCGGAAACAGCUGUUAUGCAAAUGCUGUGAUGCAGUGCUUGAUGUCUACAAAGCCGUUGACGAUCUUUUUGCUUCAUAGAUCACAUUCAAGAACCUGUUGUGCAAAAAGUUGGUGCCUAAUGUGUGAACUUGAACACUAUGUAACGAUGUUAAGUUGCGAGCCAUUGUCUCUUAGCAACAUUCUUUUGCAUAUGCGAAGCGUUAAUUGCCAAAUCGGUGACGGAAGUCAAGAAGACGCUCACGAAUUUUUAAGGCUUUUGAUCACGACUAUGCAAUCUAUAUGUUUGGAGCGUUUGGGUGGGGAAAAUGUAGUUGAUCCUAAAUUGCAAGAAACAACCUUUAUUCAACACACUUUUGGGGGUCAACUCCGGUCAAAGGUUGAAUGCUUGAAAUGUCACCAUGAAUCGGAUAAAUAUGAAAACUUUAUGGACCUUACCCUAGAGAUAUUUGGGCGGGUCGACACGCUAGAAGACGCAUUAGCCCAAUUCACAAGGCCGGAAGAUUUGGAUGGAGAAAACAUGUAUAGAUGUGGAAGGUGUGCUGCUUAUGUUCGGGCACGGAAGCAAUUGGCUAUACACGAGGCUCCGAAUAUAUUGACAAUUGUAUUGAAGAGAUUUCAGGAGGGGAGUUACGGGAAGUUAAAUAAGUGUAUUGAGUAUCCGGAAAUGUUGGACAUGAUCCCAUUUAUGACGGGAAAAGACGACAUUCCUCCGUUAUACUUGCUUUAUGGUGUCGUUGUGCACUUGGACACAAUGAAUGCAUCGUUUUCUGGUCACUAUAUAUCAUAUGUGAAAGAUUUUCAAGGCAAUUGGUCAAAAAUAGAUGAUUCUCAGGUUCUCAGAGUGCCUUUGAAUCAGGUGAUGUCAGAAGGUGCAUACAUAUUGUUUUACAUGAGAUCAUCCCCUCGGCCCCCAAGCCGGAAACACUCCAAACACCAAACUUCCAGCUUUACAAAGUCAAAACCGCCAAAGUCAACCUUUUACCACCAUCAAGAGUCAACUUGUUUUCAAGGAGCUUUGAACGGAAACCAUCUUCACACAAGACCGUCAAACGUUGACUUUUCAGAUGCGACAUCUAGUGACUGGUCAAUAUUCACAAGCUCAGAUGACGCAUCUUUCACCACCGAAAGCACACGCGACUCAUUUAGCACUGUCGAUUAUAGCGACAACAACACUGAUCCGAUUUCGUCAAUCUUCAACACCCUUUACACUCCUCAUGAUUACCUCAAUCAUGCGACGGUCUCGCGUAACAGGUUUUCAAGAAGUAGGGCCCACACGAGAUUCGUUGAGGAGAAAAGUUGCGUUUUGAAAUGUUAUGAAACGGGUAACCCGCCUUACAGAUUACGUAACACAGAAAAGGCUUAUUGUUGUUGUUCUUCAAGUGAAGCUUUUUCUUCUUGUAGUGGUAGUAGUAACAACCAUUGUGGUUUAUAUACAUAACAUAGAUGGUAUGUAAAAGUGGUUGAAAGAUUUUUGGAAUAGGGGUAGGAAUUGGUGCCUCAAAUUUUCCAAUUGUUAUGUAAAUGAGGCCCCCUUGAAUUUAUAGAGUUAUUUUCUUUUGGAUUAAAGUUGGUAUAUGGUGAGCACCAACAUAUCA